CUCCAUCCAUCAUGGCGAUGCAUGCGAAGGCGACCCCACCACAGAUCCCGGACACCCGCCGGGAGCUCGCCGAGCUGGUGAAGAGGAAACAAGAACUCGCCGAGACACUGGUGAAUUUAGAAAGACAAAUAUAUGCAUUUGAAGGCAGCUAUCUAGAAGAUACCCAGAUGUACGGCAAUAUCAUCAGGGGAUGGGACCGAUACCUCACCAACCAAAAGAACUCUAAUAGUAAGACUGAUAGAAGGAAUAGGAAAUUCAAGGAAGCAGAGCGUUUAUUCAGCAAGUCAUCUGUCACGUCAGUUGCAGCCGUUUGUGCACUCGGUGGGAUACCCGAUCACAUGAAUGAGAAACGCGAGCCAGGCAGCGGCACGGAAAGCGACGCCUCUCCGGAUCUCCAGAACCAAGAGAACGAGCCCAGCCAGGAGGACACGGAGGACGUGGACUCAACGCUGCAAGACUUAAAGCCUCAGAAAGCCGCCUCCUCUUCCUCCUCAGGCAGCCAUCACGGGAGCCACAAGAAGAGGAAGAAUAAAAACAGACACAGUCCUUCUGCCAUGUUUGAUUAUGACUUUGAAUUUGACAUGAAGGUUAACAAGAAACCACGAGCUGACUAUUCAACUUAACAAAGACGACUGGAACACCUGGACGCACGCGAGGAGGAGGACGAGGAGGAGGAGGAAGAGGAGGAGGACGAGGACACCUGUAGAGAAACUCAAGAUUUCUGGACUUCAUGAACUUUGUAUAACUUUUUUUAAUUUUAUUUUUCUCGGUUGUCAUAUUUCAGCCUGUACUGUGUAUUGCUUGAAACAUAUCCCCCCCCCUGGUCACGGUUUUAACCUACCAAGUAGAAAUAUGGUGUUGCAUGUUACUCGAGGCCCGACGAGGCCCACCGCUAGUAACACACCAUUUUGUAUAGUGUUAAAAAAAAAGAUUGUAUUUAUUAUGUAGUUAAUUUCCCAUUGUAAGAAAAUGUUGUUGUUUUUUGUUAAGCAUCACAUAGACGUAUAACCCCUGAAUAUCCCGGAUUCUUUUAUUACAUGGUUGUUUUGCAAAAAAUAAAAUCAAAUACAAGUAAAAAAUA
Messenger RNA from Pseudoliparis swirei, 1081 nucleotides. It is a transcript of the gene meaf6, whose product is annotated as MYST/Esa1-associated factor 6. The transcript is spliced from 8 exons. Lineage: Eukaryota; Metazoa; Chordata; Actinopteri; Perciformes; Liparidae. Gene Ontology annotation, cellular component: NuA4 histone acetyltransferase complex. The coding region runs from base 12 to 623 and encodes 203 amino acids. The record is from RefSeq and is a predicted model, not a curated record.